AUGGCGAAUGCAAAGUCGUGUUUUCGGGGCUUAUUAUUCCUCACGUUUUUACUUGAAUGUUUGGUUUCCUCGACUAUUUCCACUUAUCAGGUUUACAUUGUAUACUUGGGGCACGCUCAUAAUAUUGAGGAUUAUUUACUCGAUGCGUCUGAGUAUCAUGUUCGACUCCUUACUAGUGUAUUUGAGAGCAAAGAAGAAGCGACGCAGUCCAUGAUCCAUAGCUACAAGCAUUCCUUUUCAGGUUUUGCUGCAGUGCUUAACGCUACCCAAGCAAACGUCUUAGCAAAUACCGAAGGCGUAAUAUCUGUUUUUGAAAGCGGGGUACUCCAGUUGCAGACUACAAGAAGCUGGGAUUUCAUGGGUCUCUCGCUCGACUGCGCGAAAGGAACUUCUAUACAGCUAAGUCAUGGUGACGAUGUAGUUGUUGGGGUCAUCGACUCAGGUGUAUGGCCCGAAUCUGCUAGUUUCAAAGAGGAGCUCCACAUGGGGCCCAUCCCAAAGUCUUUUAAGGGAAAAUGCGUCUCGGGGCAAAAAUUCAACCCCAGCACGGCAUGCAACAGGAAGCUGAUCGGUGCCCGGUACUACCUUGCAGGUUUCGAGAGGAGGUUCUGGCCGAUCAACAACGACUCGAGAGAAUACAGGUCCGCUCGGGACUCUGUUGGGCACGGGACCCACACGGCCUCCAUCGCCGUAGGAUCGCGAUCCAACGGUGCGAGCUUCUUGGGGUUUGGGCGGGGCAUCGCGCGUGGUGGAGCCCCCAGGGCCAGGCUGGCGGUGUACAAGGCCUGCUGGAAUGUCGACUAUGGGCAAGUCUGCACGGAGGAGGACGUGCUGGCGGCUUUCGACGAUGCGGUGCACGAUGGGGUCCAUGUCAUCUCGGCAUCGAUUGGUAAGGAGCCGCCUCUGAUGGAGUUUGUGGCGCUGAGUUUAGAUAUCGGCUCGUUUCAUGCGAUGCAGAAUGGUAUUAGUGUGGUGCUUUCGGCUGGAAAUUCAGGCCCCGAUCCUUCCCUUGUGGCAAAUGUCAACCCGUGGAGCAUUUGUGUGGCUGCCUCGUCUCUGGAUCGGAGUUUUCCCACCACAAUUCUCAUGGAAGAUGGGACUUCCUUUGUGGGUGAGGGUCUGAUAGCCAACACUAUAAGUGGACUCCUGGCAAGAGCUAUAUAUUACUUCUACAAUGGGAUAUGUAAUAUACGCAACUGGAGAAACAUAGAUGCUUCGGGCAAGAUACUAUUGUGCUACGCUACAGACGGACAGUUGGAAAGUGGUGUGGCAGAGUAUGCAGCCUAUAAAGCCAAUGCCUCGGCACUUAUAUUUGUCCAGGCAUUGACAUGGCCACUUGCCGUAGCCAGCAUAAUCCCGGUCAUACGUAUAGACGUCAUCCAAGGGAAAACAUUGUUUCUACAUUCCAACCUCACCAUGGUGCAAAUAGUACCUAGUCAAACAGCUUUCAAUCGGUCACCGGCACCUGUGGUGUCAAGCUAUUCUUCAAGAGGUCCAAGCUCGGUUUCCCCUAAUAUUCUUAAGCCCGACAUUAGUGCUCCAGGAACUAACAUAUUAGCAGCAUGGCCUCCCAACAUUGCUCCAUCAGAAUUCAAAGAUAUUGACGAUAGAUCCGUUGAGUGGAACUUCGACUCUGGGACAUCAAUGGCUUGUCCCCAUGUGUCGGGUGUCGUUGCCCUCCUCAAAUCUGCGCAUCCAGAUUGGUCUCCAGCAGCAAUUAGAUCUGCCCUCAUGACUACCGCUUAUAACACGGACGUAAGUGGUGAUGCCAUAUUAGUACAAGGAUCAACGGCAUCUUCGGGUCCUUUUGACAUUGGUGCUGGCCACAUAAACCCAUUAAAGGCAUUUCAUCCAGGAUUAGUGUACGACUUGUCUACUCGUGAUUACUUCAUUUUCCUAUGCAACAAUGGGUAUACCGAAAAACAGAUACGAACCAUGGUCAACUGCAAACCGCGUAGUAAAUGCCCGAGAACAUGUUCCGGUCCCCAACGCGAGCAUGAUUGGGACAUGAAUUACCCAUCAAUAUCGAUUUCGAACCUCAAAGCGGCUUCUCCUUUGAUUCUGCUGCCACUCCUUCACCAGUUACCUGCUACCGCGUCUCCGGAGCCGGUUCCCACCGAAGCGGGGUUGGUGGACCUUCUUUCCGCUGCAUCCAAGGUCUUGCGAAUGUAUGGUCCGGAUUGGUGCUUGCUGAUCCGCCAUCUCCUUGCUAAGGAAGGAUCGCCGGUCAUUUGCGUCAGGCCCUAG
Striga hermonthica is the source of this 2247-nucleotide messenger RNA. The record is from the annotation of a GenBank genome assembly. NCBI's taxonomy places the organism in Eukaryota, Viridiplantae, Streptophyta, Magnoliopsida, Lamiales, Orobanchaceae.